This is a messenger RNA of Hypomesus transpacificus, 2656 nucleotides long. RefSeq names its product synembryn-A. Gene Ontology annotation, cellular component: plasma membrane; cytoplasm. The transcript is spliced from 14 exons. Gene Ontology annotation, biological process: G protein-coupled receptor signaling pathway. Lineage: Eukaryota; Metazoa; Chordata; Actinopteri; Osmeriformes; Osmeridae. Bases 1 to 2142 code for a protein of 713 amino acids. The record is from RefSeq and is a predicted model, not a curated record. Gene Ontology annotation, molecular function: guanyl-nucleotide exchange factor activity; G-protein alpha-subunit binding.
AUGACUCUGGAUUUGGAGGGGAUUAUUCAGUCCAUUAAGCAUGGGGAUCAGGAUGGGGUUCAGACCCAACUAGACGCCUACAAUGUUGAGUAUGCAGAAUGUUUUUUCUUCAACGUUGAAGAGAGAGAGAGGAGAAAGUUUGUGCUCUCCUUUGCUUUGGGAUCAAAACGACAACAGCAACAAGUGCUGGAUGAGUUCAGACAGAACAAAGUGAGGGAGUAUGUUCCAGACUCAGACUCAGACUCAGAUUUCAACUCUGACUCUGACUCUGAUCUUGUCCUUAGACGAAGGCUGGCUGCAGCGUUGGUGUGGUUCAUCCGUACCCACCUUCAGCCUGGAGUGUUACAAGUUUGUCUGCGCACGCUCCGCAUUCUCUCCCGUGACCGCCAGGGCUUGGCACCCCUAGUCACAGACACGGCUCUCAUUACCCUCGCCCAGCUGGGGGGAAUAAGCUCUCUGCCUGUCCUUGAUGGCCAGGAUGAACAAGAGAAUGACAAUUACCACUCAGAGGGACACAGCCAUUUAGUAGCUGCUGAAACCAGGAAAUCCACAGUUGAUGAGGUGAAGACUUGCGAGGUAGCCUCAGAGGCUUGCGAGGGAGCCACGGAGGCUUGCGAGGGAGCCACGGAGGCUUGCGAGACCUGCUCUGUAGUUGAAGUCUGCUCCAGUAUCACCACCAUGGAGAACCACAGUGAUAUGGCGGGUGCUGGCAUGAUGGUAUCCUGCAGUGAGCACCACUGCCCCAACGUUAGAGGGGAAGGAGGCCACGGGACUCUGGCAUGUGGAAAGAAGGAAGCCAGAGAAGAGAUAAAGGCGGAAGAGGAGUAUGAGGAGGAUGGCAAGGUGUGGAGAAGAGAGGCCAUAAAAACGUUAUGUAACAUUAUUUAUAACAGCCAGAGGGCGCAAGAUAGAGCCAGUGCAUUGAGGUUGCUUCCUGGUCUAUCAGAGAAGCUGAAGCUGGGGGUCAGUGACAGAGCACCCUCCUGUGGUCAAUUUUAUGAACUGCGUUUGCUCUUCUUGUUAACUGCGCUGAGACCCGAACUCAGGGUGCAGCUACGGCAGGAACGAGGAGUUUCCAUGUUGAUUGCGGUUCUGGAGCAAUGUCUAGUGGUGCAGUGGGCCGACUCUCACGAGGUGAUUAUUGACCACAGAGCGCCCCUUGUCUCCAAGAAAGUGUCACAGCGGGCAAUUGAAAUCCUCAAGAUCCUGUUCAACAUCACCGCUACCUUGCACAGACAGGACCCUGAUGAGGAGGAUGCUGCUCUCUAUCGCCGCUUAGCUGCAGUGCUACGCCAUUGCCUGCUUCUCUCUUGUGAUGGAGAGGACCUGACUGAGGAAUUACAAGGACACGCGGUAAACAUCCUCUCCACCCUGCCCCUGAGAUGUCUGGAUGUCCUGCUGUCUGUGCGCCUGUCUGAGGGCUCCCACGAGUGGGAAGGGGUCAACAUGGACUGUGUCCACAACCUCCUGCUCUUCUUGGAGAAGCGCCUGGACAGAGGUCAAAUGUUGAAGGAAAAACUGACCCCUGUGCUGAACUUGUUGACGGAGAGCUGCCGGGUCCACCAGGAGACGCGUCACUACCUCAAACAGCAGAUCUUACCCCCACUGAGGGACGUUGCCAUCAGACCAGAGCAGGAGUCAACGCUGAGAGGCCGUCUGGUCAGGCUGAUGACCAACGUGGACACCGCCAUCAAACACUGCGCCGCCGAACUUCUCUUUGUGCUUUGCAAGGAGAACGUGUCUCGUUUCGUGAAGUACACGGGAUACGGGAACGCCGCCGGUUUGCUGGCGGACCAUGGUAUGCUGGGCGGCAGUCGACCAUCAACCAACACCCAGUACUCAAGUGAUUCCGACUCAGAUACGGAGGAGUACAGAGAAGCCAAAGGUCGCAUCAACCCGGUGACGGGGCGGGUGGAGGAGGAGCAGCCGGACCCCAUGGAGGGAAUGACGGAGGAAGAGAAGGAGGAAGAGGCCCGGCUUCUCAUCAGCAUGUUCAACAGGCUCUCACAGGACAAGAUCAUCCAGCCAAUGGGAGUGAUAGCAGAGGGGAGAUUAGCUCCACUGUGUGGUCAGAUGUUGGGGUGCACUCUAGAGGAGGAGGAGGAAGCCGAGGGAGAGAGUGAUGAUGAAAUGGAGCACUAGGCAAGGAGGGUGAAAUGAGAGCAAUAAUAAAACCUACAAGAUCUUGUACACAGGAAAGACAGGAAGUGUUUUGUUUUGGCGAGAUCGCUUGUAUUUGUAUUAUAUAGCCCGUUGUGUCUAUUGUUAAAAAAGCACUUUACUUCUCUCGCUGUGUUUAAGAUAUGAAUCAGCUACCACUGAUUUGGCAGUAGCUUGAUAUGCAACAACACUUAUAAGCCAUGCAAACAAUAUUAAAUAUAUAGCUAGGUAGCUUCGAACUGGAAAACAACAAACACUUUUGCAGCUAAAUAAAUUGGCACAAGAUGUACUAUUUUAUUCUCACCAUGGCAACCAUAGCAUAUCUUUUCUCACAUGUGAUAAUCUCUCACAUGCUGGUGUAGUCUCAACCCUGAGUGAAUACCACCAAUUAUGUUCAAGGCUAUGUUAACAUUUUACAGGGGAAAUAAGAGAGAGGAAUGUAUUUUGCUUGACUAAUGUUUAAAAGCUCUUAUCAACUGUUUCAUCACUGUGUUAG